AUGGCCAAUUUCUAUGUCAUCUUGAUUGCCCUCGUUGUGGCCCUUGGGGGCUUCGUGUACGGUGUGGAUUCAGGAAUCAUCGCAACCACUCUUAACCAUGAUACAUUCAAGCAUUGCAUGCUUGGCCCAACCGGGGUGAAUGCCCCUUUGACAGGUGCUAUCGUCUCUCUGUAUAAUGUUGGUCAGGCGGUGGGCACGUUCGCCGCAGGAUACUCGGCCAACAGAUUUAGCAGACGGCGGACAAUCUGCGCCAGUGCUGUGAUUGCUAUACUCGGCGCCACCCUACAGUGCGCAGCUGUUAAUCCUGGAAUGAUGAUUGCAGGCCGCUUAUUUGCGGGAAUGGGUUGUGGUAUCAUCCUCACCAUCGUGCCGAUCUACAUCGCCGAGGUCUCUCCUCCCAAACAACGCGGCAUGAUCGUGGGCUUGCAGGGAUUUAUGAUUGCGAUUGGGUUCUUUGCAGCGAACUGGAUCGGUUACGGAGGUGCAUAUGCGAAGGGAGAUGCCCAAUGGAGAAUACCCCUUGCCAUGCAAAUCCCAGGGCCUCUGGCAUUGGCAAUCGGAUGUUGUUUUGUCCCAUAUAGUCCGAGAUGGCUGAUUCAGCAGGAACGAUACGAGGAAGCCCGCGUUGUUCUAACUGCCAUACACGGAAACAGCCAUGAUAAUGAUGAUGUAGUUGGACAGGAACUAGCCCACAUUCGAGCGCAAAUCCAUGUCGAAGCCACUCAGGUCGCCAGCUUCAGGCUUGCCGUCACCAACCUGCUCUCUCGCCGAUACCUCCACCGCACCCUGAUGGCCUGUUUCAUCCUCGUCAUGGGCCAAUUCAGCGGCUCGUCUGUCAUCCAGAACUAUCAAGGUAGCUUUUAUGCAGCUGUCGGGUUUACUGGCAAAACAUCGCUCCUGAUCAGUGGUAUUUACGGACUCAUGGGUGUCUUGGGCCAGGAAAUCUACCUAUUCAUCGCUGCGGAUAAAUGGCCGCGAACUCGCACACUGUGGGUCGGAUCUGUCUUCCUCUCGAUCAUGAUCGCCAUUUGCAUGGCGCUAUCUGCCUCAUACGGGAGCGCGAGCAGUGGCAACAUCAGUGGUUCCCGCGCCGCAAUUGCCAUGAUCUUCCUAUAUUCUUGCGGAUAUGCUGUCUUCUUCAACGCCACUAUCUGGGUGGUGCCUUCUGAACUAUUUCCCUUCUUCCUGCGCUCGACGGGCAUGGGUCUAGCUGUGUUCUCCAAGGCAGUGGCGGCGAUUAUCCUGUCUCAAAUCACACCAACCGCCUUGCAAAAUGUCGGCUGGCGAUAUUACUCGCUCUUCAUUGCAAGCAACUUUGUGGCGGCGUUUGUGUAUUUCUUCUUGCUUCCUGAAACAGGUGGUAAGUCUUUGGAGGAGAUUGCGGAGUUGUUUGGAGACGCUCUCGCAUCGGAGCCUUCUCACAAAAUCAAUGCCGAGGAAGCCGUGCCUUCUAGGGAGCAAGCCGAGUUGGAGUCAAAGAAGCCCGAGCCAUCUCAUUUAGAGAAGAUUGUCUAG
Messenger RNA from Talaromyces marneffei, 1515 nucleotides. RefSeq lists its product as uncharacterized. The record is from RefSeq and is a predicted model, not a curated record. Gene Ontology annotation, cellular component: membrane. Gene Ontology annotation, biological process: transmembrane transport; carbohydrate transport. The transcript is spliced from 5 exons. The coding region runs from base 1 to 1515 and encodes 504 amino acids. Gene Ontology annotation, molecular function: carbohydrate:proton symporter activity. Lineage: Eukaryota; Fungi; Ascomycota; Eurotiomycetes; Eurotiales; Trichocomaceae.